Messenger RNA from Paramecium tetraurelia, 1497 nucleotides. RefSeq lists its product as uncharacterized. Gene Ontology annotation, biological process: membrane protein proteolysis. Lineage: Eukaryota; Ciliophora; Oligohymenophorea; Peniculida; Parameciidae. The transcript is spliced from 3 exons. Gene Ontology annotation, molecular function: aspartic endopeptidase activity, intramembrane cleaving. The record is from RefSeq and is a predicted model, not a curated record. Gene Ontology annotation, cellular component: membrane; lumenal side of endoplasmic reticulum membrane; cytoplasmic side of endoplasmic reticulum membrane.
AUGGAAUAUACAAACAUAGAUAUUGUCUACAACGAAGGCACACUCCAAAAGGAAUUUGAUAUAUCCCCAAUAUUGGAGAGAAGGUCUUGCACUUCACCUAAAAAUCUGAUCAAGAUUGAUACCAAGAAUAAGAACUUAACUUAAGAAGAUUAUGAGGCAUUGAGUAUCACAAAUAAUGAUGAUAAAACAUACUAAGUAUUUGUUGAGUAAUCAACUCAUACAAAUAAAUCGAUAACAACAAGAUAAUUUACAAAUGAUAAUUCUACAUUGUCAACUAAUUAAAGUAUGAUAUACUAUUUGUAUCAAAAUUGCACUGAGUACAGUAUCUAACAUCCUGAGAAAGCCUGGGACUAUAUUUAUGUAAAGGUAAUCCUACAGGAUGGCUAAGAUAAUAAUCACACAUUUCCAUUUUAGUUUACAUACACAUGCAAUGAAAAUUAUAAUUUUAUCACUUUUGAUUGGAGUUUAAUAAUCUUGAUUUCAAUAAGCAUGAUGUUGAUGGCCUUGUUGACAAGGUUUUCAAGAAUAUUGUCAUUUAAUCUGAAAGGAUAGGAUGGAUAAUUUUAAGGUUUUAAGAUAGAUGCAACAAUAACAAUCUUUUAUUUUUUCAUGUAUGCAAUUGGAUUCUUUUUGUUUUUCAAUUCCGAAUAUGUUGGAGAAUUGAGUCUUGUAGUAAAGGUGUCUACUUACUUAAUGGGAUUCACGUGUUCAUUGUUUAUAAUCGAUGAAGCAUUAUGUCUGUCUCCUGAUGGUUCAGUUUGGAAAAGAAAGGUGUGUUAUAAGAUUAGAUUAUGCGAAGUGUUCUCAUUUAUGCUUGCCUCUGCAUUCAUGACUUUAUAUUUAUUAACAUAGGCUUGGUAUUUGAGUGAUCUAAUAUCCAUAUUUAUAAUGUCCACUAUAGCCAAACUAUUCAAAUUCAAAAAACUUAAGAGUGCUGUUCUCUUCCUUAUAAUUUGUAUACUCUUGGAUGGAACAGCUGCAUUUUUGAUUUUCUUUACAUCCAAUACAUCUUAUAAUUCGUUAACCCUCAAAAAGUUGAAUUGUCCUAUUGAAUUACAAUUACCAUUGCUUGAAUUACAAUAUGAUCGAAGUUGUGCUUGGAUCUCCUUGUUUAGUAUAGCCAUUCCUGGAUUGUACAUGGGAUUCACAUACAGAUUUGAUAAAAACAAAAGGACAUUUUCCUACACCAUUUUUACUGGAUUGAGUUUAAUUAUUGGUUAUAUCAUUUGGAUAACUACCACCAUAGUUUAAACCUAUUCAAUUCCUUCAAGUGUCUUUAUAUACCCCUCGAUAUUGAUCGGUACCAUUUUGGUUGCUUUGAAAAGAAAUGAGUUGCAAUCAAUUUGGGAUACAGAAUUCUUUGAUGAGUUUCUAGAAAAAUCAUACAGAUUAUCAAAUAUAUACGGAUAACACGAUAUUGUUGGCAAUCUUAAUUUAAUGGAAGGAUUGGAUCAAUGUCCAGAUGAGUAACCAAUUUAAAGUCGGAUAUUGAAAUGA